Acanthopagrus latus (yellowfin seabream) is the source of this 4435-nucleotide messenger RNA. RefSeq names its product ATG9 autophagy related 9 homolog A (S. cerevisiae) (gene atg9a). The coding region runs from base 323 to 2896 and encodes 857 amino acids. Lineage: Eukaryota; Metazoa; Chordata; Actinopteri; Spariformes; Sparidae. The transcript has 20 exons. Gene Ontology annotation, biological process: protein localization to phagophore assembly site; autophagy of mitochondrion. Gene Ontology annotation, cellular component: phagophore assembly site; autophagosome. The record is from RefSeq and is a predicted model, not a curated record.
CCACUCAGCUGUGACGGACGCCACACUGCUUUAGCUGUUUCGAAAAUGAAACUGGCGUCGAGGGAGGUGAAAGAAAACGAAAACAAGAGGGCGAACAGAUAAAAAUCCAUCUCUGUUCACCUUUAUAAGCUGGAAGAGCUUGAGACACGAAGUCCUCCUGUGUUAGUCUGAAGAGGCCAGCUCUCAGGGAAAUGUCUCUCUUCCUUUUUUUAUACAGCUGGGAAUGUUGAGUCAACACAGCAGCUGGAUAGGACGUACUGUACUGCAAUGGAGUCUGUAGCAGUGGGCUCGGCUACUUGGUGAGACCGAAGCUGAUGUCACCAUGGCACACUUUGACACAGAGUACCAGCGCCUGGAGGCGUCCUACAGUGACUCUCCCCCUGGAGAGGAGAACCUGCUGAUGCAUGUGCCUGAAGGAGCCAAAUCUCAGUGGCACCACAUAGAAAACCUCGACCUGUUUUUCCAGAGGGUAUAUAAUCUGCACCAGAAGAAUGGAUUCACGUGUAUGCUGCUGGGAGAGAUCUUUGAGCUGGUUCAGCUGCUGUUUGUGGUUGGCUUCACGGUCUUCCUCGCAAACUGUGUGGACUAUGACAUACUGUUUGCCAACAAGUUUGUAAAUCACACUGAUUCAUCUAAAGUCACCUUGCCUGAUGCCUUCCUCCCAGUGGAUGUGUGCAGUGCCCGUAUCAGAGACAAUGCAUUUGUGAUCUUCGUGCUGAUUAUCUCGGGGGUGUUUUGGCUUCACCGCCUUGUCAAAUUCAUCUACAACGUCUGCUGCUACUGGGAGAUCCGAUCCUUCUACAUCAAUGCACUCAAGAUGACCAUGUCAGAACUCCCCUACGCAACAUGGCAGGAGGUUCAGGCCAGGAUAGUGGAGAUCCAGAAGGAGCACCAAAUCUGCAUCCACAAGAAAGAGCUGACAGAGCUCGACAUCUACCACCGCAUCCUCCGCUUUAAAAAUUACAUGGUUGCCAUGGUGAAUAAAUCCCUCCUUCCUGUACGAUUUCGACCCCCGGUCCUCGGAGAGUGUGUGUUCUUCACCCGGGGACUCAAAUACAACUUUGAGCUCAUCUUUUUUUGGGGUCCAGGCUCUCUGUUUGAGAAUGAGUGGAGCCUGAAACCAGAGUACAAGAGAGGAGGUAACAGGCUUGAGCUGGCAGACAGGCUGGCAUCCCGUAUUCUGUGGAUUGGCAUCGCCAAUCUGCUGCUGUGCCCAGUCAUUCUGGUGUGGCAGAUUCUCUACGCCUUUUUUAGUUACACAGAGGUGAUCAAGCGAGAGCCUGGUUCUCUGGGAGCGAGAUGCUGGUCUCUGUACGGUCGAUGUUACCUGCGUCACUUCAAUGAGCUGGACCAUGAGCUCAUGUCACGCCUCAGCAAAGGCUACAAGGCUGCAUCCAAGUAUAUGAACUGUUUCCUCUCGCCGCUCCUGACUGUGGUGGCCAAAAACGUUGCGUUUUUUGCCGGGUCUCUUCUGGCUGUCCUCAUCGCCCUGACGAUCUACGACGAGGACGUUCUCGCAGUAGAACACGUUCUCUCGUCGAUCACCCUGCUUGGAGUGUGUAUCACAGUCUGCAGAUCAUUUAUUCCUGAUAAGAACAUGGUGUUUUGUCCUGAGCAGCUGCUACGGGUUAUCCUGGCUCAUAUCCAUUACAUGCCCGACCACUGGCAGGGCAAUGCACAUAGAUAUGAGACUCGUGACCAGUUCUCCCAGCUCUUCCAGUACAAAGCAGUGUUUAUUCUAGAGGAGCUGAUAAGUCCAGUUGUGACUCCCAUCAUCUUGAUCUUCUCUCUGAGAAGGAAGUCUCUGGAGAUCAUUGAUUUCUUCAGGAACUUCACUGUGGAGGUGGUUGGUGUUGGAGACACUUGCUCCUUUGCCCAGAUGGACAUCAGGCAGCAUGGACACCCUGCGUGGAUGUCAGAGGGGAAGACGGAGGCGUCUAUCUACCAACAGGCAGAGGAUGGGAAGACAGAGUUAUCUCUGAUGCACUUUGCCAUCACCAACCCUCAGUGGCAGCCUCCUCAGGAGACCACACACUUCAUCAGCCAGUUGAAAGAACGAGUUCACAGAGAAGCUACGGGGGCUCCUUCAGACACCAAUCCACUCUCACUCUCUGAGUCUGAGCCAAGGAGCCUCAUUGCAAACAUCUUAGGUCCCUCUACACUGACCUCCGUACAUUUCGGCAGGGACAGCUCUUUGACCAAUCAUGCCGCAGCUGGCAUAAGCGACGGGGCAUCUGCCUUACGCUCCCUCUCCCCAGUCAGCAGCAGUCUUCACCUGAGAGGCAGUUUGAGUGCAGCUCACAGGGCUGCCGGCCACACUUCAGCGAUGAGCAAAGGAAUGGCAGGCUCCGGGACUGAUGCCCGGACUGUGAGCUCAGGCAGCAGUGCAUGGGAGGGUCAACUUACCAGUUUGGUCCUGUCAGAGUAUGCCUCCACUGAGAUGAGCAUCCAUGCACUUUACAUGCAUGAGCUACACAAGCAGCAGUCUCGGGGCGAGCUCUCCCGUCACACGUGGCACAGGCAGGAGAGCGACGAAAGCAGCGACAGCGUCCCCGAUGAAGUCAGGAGCGAACCCAACCCUCACUCCAGAAAUUUCCCGCGCUCACACACUUUCCCCACCACAGUUGCCAGUCCCAGUGCCAUUCCCACUUCAGCUUCUGCAGGUGCCACCGGCAGUACCACUCUGGGCCAGGAGGGGGCAUCCUCGCAGAGCAGCACCCAGAGGCGCUUUAGUGGAUCAGACUCUUUUGGAGCUGGGGGGAAAGCAGCGAGGUCGGCCCGUGUGCCAAUGGGAGGCUGGGCAGAGGACGGCCAGGCAGCGCCACGACACCACGACCCACUACCAGAGGAGAGCUCGGAGGAUGAAAUGCCUCCUCACAUCCACAAGGUUACAUAACCAUGCCAGCUGUAUAAGUGUCUGCGUCCCACCCUCCGCAGAUCAUCGUUCAUUACCAGACUUUUGUCCAGGACUGACCACAGAUGAAGAUGGAUAUGUGCAAUCCCUAUAAACAUUUAACUAGUGGAGUCAUCUGGACAGGUCGAUGACUGAUGCCACCAUCAACUUCAUCAAAGAUACUAUAUGCCUAAACAGGCAAACAGGGUAUAUAUCUGGAUUUGUGUACUAAAAGAGGACCUAUAGGAUCAAGUUAUUUCUAAUAGCCACUUACACCAUCAGAACACACUACAGUUUUUUUUUUUUUAAUAUCAAAAGAUUGCAUAAUGAAAGUGCAUGUGUUGCUGAGAUGUUAACAGAAGUUGUGAACACUGGGAGCAUUCUUGGCACUUUGUCACUAUAAAAGAACAAAAAACAAUGAAACAUUUUGCCCACAAACAUGAUCACAGUAAUCCAAAUUCAGCUGUUUAUUUGCACUACUAUUUAAAAAGUGCAAUGUGAAGAAUGUAUGGCAUCGCUCACCAAAAUGUGUUGAGAAAGGCGCAGGUAACACACUGACUUUCAUUGUGCGUAUCUCCUCUUUUAGCAGGAGGCUACGUAUCCUGCCCUGUGCUCUGUAUCUCAGCUUGCAUUCUUCCUCUUAGCGAAACAUAGAAAAGGCAUCAAAUCGUAUUUCAGAUUCACCAUUCAAUGCAAUUGCUUGACGUUUUCAAUAAUAUAAUUUACUCCUCACAUUUUAGAUUGUUCAUGUGAGCUUUCUAAAAUCUACGUCUGACUUUUUUUGCGCAGAUAGACGCUUGUUAAAAGUUAAUUGUACGGCGUAUCCUGGUAGUCUGCACACACGUGUACCGCGUAAAUAAAUGUCAUAAGGGUUUUUCACAGCAAACAUCCAGAAAAUUCAAUUAAUCAAAUUUAAUCACAAGGGGCCAAGAUUUUCUGGUGUGUAACCAGAGAUGCUGUAUGCAGGCACAUGUUAAUCAGAUUUCAGCCUUGAUUUUUAUUAUUUACCAGUCAUUAUUUGUCAACACACAAGGCUGUUUUUUAAGCAUGUAAUAUUGACUUCUGUGCCAUACAAAAAGCCCUCAAGCACAAAUGCAUGAUCAUCAUCCAUACACAUCUUCUGAAGAGUUGUAAUUUAUCCUGCAUAGUGACCCAUCGUCUCCUUCUGCUCAACCACAGCAUGACUCUCCUGUUCCCUGUCACCACGCCUCAAUUCUUUCAGAGAAGAAUUAUGCACUUUAAUUAUCUGUUAACUCAGAGGGUGUCACUCGUUUGUAUGUUUUCAUAUAAAUAAAUUGUAAUUAUUUUAUUUAUCAAAAGGGACGUGCCAUGAUGAUUGAAAGCUAUGAAUCAAGGUUGUGUUAUCUGUUGUGGACUGAUAAUACGAUUAAGGAAGCAGUGAUUCAGUGUGGUAACGUAAGUUUAAGUGACCAUUUUUGGGUUUUAAUGUUGUUGUGUAUUAUAGAUCUUGUAAAAUACCAUUUUGUACAGCUGUAAAUUCAUCCAUUAAAGACAAGGCAAUGGCGUUGUGUGUAGACUGUA